Molecule: messenger RNA, 6440 nt
Organism: Cololabis saira (Pacific saury)
Lineage: Eukaryota; Metazoa; Chordata; Actinopteri; Beloniformes; Belonidae
Gene: gal3st3
Product: galactose-3-O-sulfotransferase 3
Exons: 3
Coding region: 277-1662 (461 amino acids)
Biological process (GO): glycolipid biosynthetic process
Cellular component (GO): membrane
Molecular function (GO): galactosylceramide sulfotransferase activity
Source: RefSeq, a predicted model, not a curated record
GAGAGGGAGGAAACCUCCUUUAUAGCACGAGGAGGCGCGAGGAGGCUCCAGUCACUGACGACAGGACCGCUUGUGACACCUAAAUAAGAAAAAAAAAUAUCCAAACGGGAACCUGAACACAGGAGGGCGAGAAUAGACAAAAGCAAGGAGGAGAAACAGUAAAGGACAGAUAAAGGAGGAGGAGGAGACCGAGUAUGAGCGGCGGAAUCAGCUGGAUGCUGCCCAACUAGGGGACAUCACCACGACCCUCACAUCCUCCCUGGAGAUGAAGUUCCAAUGAAACAGCAAAUGAUGUCGCAGAAGAAGAUAUUCCUGGUCCUCAUCGUCAUCUGUACUGCCAGUUUUCUGCUACGCAAUGGGGGCAACUUCAGCUGGACCAUGGAGGCCUUCCACCUUGGAUGUCCUACCCUCCGCUCUCAUCCAUCCCCAGGCCUGAAACCGAAACACACCAACAUCAUGUUCCUCAAGACCCACAAAACGGCCAGCACCACCAUGCAGAACUUGCUGUUUCGUUUUGCGGACCUUAACAACUUGACGGUGGCAUUGCCCGUACAAACCUGUGGUCACCAGUUCUGUUAUCCACGCAAUUUCAAUGCCCACCUCGUCCAUCCCCACACAAUGCCACCGAACAUAAUCACAAACCACUUGCGUUUCAAUAAGAGCGAACUACAACACUUGAUGCCGAAUGACACAAUAUAUGUGACAAUCCUAAGGGAGCCAGCCUCCAUGUUUGAGUCCUUGUUCACUUACUACAGUCGUCACUGUCAGAGCUUCAAAAGGGUCCCCAAUGGUUCACUGGAGGCUUUCUUAGAUAAGCCCUUCCGCUACUACCGACCAGAAGAGAACGAGUCAAUGUACGCACACAACACCUUGACUUUCGACUUGGGAGGAGACAAAGAUCGUCCACCGACAGAUGUGACGUACGCACAAGCCUUUGUGGCAGAGGUGGAACAAGUUUUCACCUUGGUGAUGAUUUCAGAGUACUUUGACGAAUCUCUAGUCCUCCUUCGGCAUCUCCUCUCUUGGGAUUUGGAGGACAUCCUGUACGUAAAGCUCAACAUGCGGACGGCAGGUUCUAAAAAGAGCUUGACACCAGGUCUUUCUGCGAAGAUCCGAGCCUGGAAUUCCAUAGAUGCGUACCUUUACGACUACUUUAAUGCCUCAUUGUGGCGGAAACUGUCAGCUCUUGGUCCAGGCUGCGUGUCGAGGGAGGUGCGACUCCUUCAGCAGCACCAAGAGAGGCUGAUGAAAAACUGUUUUGGUGGACAUAUGCCACUUUUCCGUACAGGCGAUCAGAUAAAAAACAAGGAUCUCCGCCCCUGGCAGCCAAAUGAAAAAGUUGACAUAGUUGGUUACGACCUCCCUGUAAAUAUCAGCCAGGAGACGCAUGAUGUCUGCCGCAAGUACAUCACGCCAGAGAUAUCAUACACACGGAUGCUUCUUCGUUCCCAGUCACUGCGGCACCGUCGAAACUAUCAGAACUGGACUCCACAGAAGACACAAACCGUCCAACAGUCCAAACACACCAUCCUGCCUCGUCAUUCUCAGGUCAGCCGCAACCAACCAACAGCCCCUAAAGCUCAAGGGUCCAAAUCUACCCCAAAGCCUGCAGAAGGAAUCAAAAAGAUGGAGGAUAAAUCUUCAAACACCAAGGCCUCGUAGACUGAAGAAUCUGUACAUAAUGAGCGCCCAGCAGACUGCAUUGUUCUACUGAUCCUGGUUCCAAGACAAAAAUUAGUCUUGUUUGGUGAAGGGCUUUGGGAACAAAAGUGUCCUUGAGAAAAUGGAUGAAAUAUGGUUCCUCUCUUCCUUGCUGACACUAUUUUGGAUAAUAUUAAGCAAAGUGGUCUGAAUUUAAAUCUCCACCCUCCCUGACCUGUGAACGGCAUUGUGGACCUAGAAAAGGCAGGAAAAAAACACUGGAACUAAACUGGAACUGGGCUCAUUUAAUAAUUUGUGCAUGCUGGCUACGGUGGAUGGAUGUGGGCUUUCGAGAGAAAUCUGUUAUCUGUGACUUAGACUCAGUAGAGAAGUGGCGAUAUCGGGUCUAUUGUAAGGCACAGAGCGCACUUUGUGUGCUUCAUACUGGGAUCCUGUUACUUGCUUUUUAUUCUCUUUUUUGAGCUCUGUUUCCCUUUCUCUCGUUAACGUAUGCCACUUACAGUCCAGAGGCACAAUGACAUAAGGAGAUCAGAUGUCAGGCCUCCAGAGACGUUGAGAACUCCUCCAACCAUUACAACAACAGCACAAAACAACUUCUCUUCUUCUUUGCUGGGAUACCCAGUUUGACUGUCCAUUACUGCUAAGAAUCACACUGAGAAUGCGGACACCUGAAGUCUAAAAACUUGAGUCUUUUUAGCCUUUGGUCUCCCUUGCUUUCCCCUCAGCAUCCCUUUCUCCAUUUUCCAGCCUGUCAUCCCUGCUGUUACCUUGUUGUGAGCCUCUUUAAUGAGAGGGAGGCACUAACAUCUUGCUUUUGUGCACCUUGCUAUGCCUUGGACCAUCAGCUGCGAUCACAUCCUGCAUUGACAGGGAUUUCAUGUUGAAGGCAAGAUUUUGUAUGUGUUUUUCUUGUUUGUUUUUUUUUUUGCUUACAUGUUAUUGCAAUAAUAUCUCUAAUUCUUAUGGCUUAUAUUAUAGGCUUGACGCUAUGAAGGGUCAAAUCUUUUGAAUAUUAAAUGGUUUCUUAUCAACUAAGUAAAAGCCGCUCAUUCUGAGCCCUAAAUCGAAGGAAUGAAGCCAGAUGUUGGAUAUUUCAAACCUGAUGACGUUCGUAAGCCAGGCGAACUGUCUUAGAGCUUGAACAGUCACAACUGUCAACAUCUGGGAUCCAUUUAAAAAAAAUAUUAUUCUGAUAUUUAAGGUUUUAUUGAAUUUACCUUAUUCUUCCAGGGUUCAGCCAGUUAGAAGCAAUUCUGUCUGUUUGUGAAACUGUGAAUGGUUUUAAAAACGUAGAAUGGAGUUGGAUAUGGUUUUGGGAUGAUUUUAAGUAUUCCUUGUCCAGAUUUGAAGUUGAGAAGAAAAUGAAAAUGAACAGGGGUUGGUUUCUGAAAAUAACAGGGCUGACAUAUUACAACCACUCAAAUUUUAUUUAUCUAUUUUAUAAAUCUUUACUGGUGUUUGUUGCAGUUAAAAGGCAACUCAAAGGUCACCAUGGCCUCAUCUUUUAUUUUCCUGAUAAGAUGAGUAAGAGCUCCAGGUUCCAUGGCCACCCACGUUAGCAUGGCAACACAAAGAAAUAUUGUGAGCGAGACUUAUCAGAACUACUGUGUGUAUUAUUUAUUAUCAGGGGAUAGAGCGUACCAAGGUUUUAUUGUAUUUUUUAUUUUAUUUGACAUGAAUCACUGAAGAAAAGGGGUUCAUUGUGGUACUAAUUUAUCACUUCAGUCAGCAGAGACAGAGUGACAUGCGGCAACAAUAGGACAUUUUCAUUGUAAACCUCUUUUACAUAAUGCACAUCUAGAAAGAUCAAUUUUGAAACCGCAUAUUUAAACAAGUGUAGGUGCUUCAAAAUUAAUUUUUCAUUCAGCAGCAUCUCAUGUCCUGUAAGUGCUCGACCACACAAUGAUUUUGUGGUCGGUGUUACUGCAGCGUGGAGUAAUGAAAACACUCAAAGCUCUGAUGUUCUGACAGGAAUGCAAAGCUGAGCAGCCGGGGGAAAGGCUUGAAUGAGGUUAAAGUAAUUUCAUCAAGAAUUUUAUGAAGUGGAUAUCAGACUGAGAUGUGAAAACGCUGGGAAACCUCAGCUUUGAAUUCCUGAGAUCUGCAGCAAUUUAUGUUAUUUAUUUAAAAUAUUUAAAUUAUGUUCAAAUAUGUGUACGAAUUAAUUCAAUCAUUGGGACGAGGCUUGGUUUUUCUUAUAACAAAUCCCAUAAAAGAACACAACAAACUUCCUUGCUAAGACCGUGAAACCCUUGGAGCACUGGAGUGGAGUGGUUUGAAGUUAAACGAUAUGAAAUUAAACGAUAUUCCACUAUACAACAACAAAGUCAUAACUUUUUCUGUUAUUGAUAUCUCCUCCGCCAUGUCUUCUGGGAUACUUUGCGAUCUCAAGUCUAUACAUCUUGAGUGAGAUGCCUGGAGCAGGAGCAUUUCCAGGGAUUGUGAUCGUACUACACCAGAUACCUGCUUUGAAUUGGAGCAGAGCUUCGACUGUGACUGAUGUUGUUUCACAAGUGAACUGCAGACAAGUAUGUUGAGAAACGACCUCUCUGUCUUGCUAAUCCAUCACUAAUGCGGAAAUCCCAAAACGUUCAGUUCCUUGAAUGCUGACUAGGGGCUGGCAACACGAGUGAGUCCAUUUCUUCUGAACCUGAUGUUCAGUUUUAAAGUUAAAAUCAAAGUACUUACAGCCUAGUCCAAAACAAAAAAGUUUUAAAAUAAUUAAGUAAUAUUGAACCACAAAUUUUGACAUAAUUGAAGGUGUGCUUUUUUUUCCUAUCAAGUCAAACGGUUUGCUGUAAUAACUUUAGCUACUUAAUACUUUUGGUGAACUUAACUGCUGAGCUGUGAUUUAAGACCUAAACGAGUAUAAUUAUUCUUAUUUUAAAGGUCAUAAGGCUCGUUGGGCUGUUAAUUGUACUAAUAAACCACCACGACCAGCUCUGUGCUGGCCUGGAAGGAUCCAGGGAUGCAAGUUGCGUAGCUAAUCUAUGUCACAGAGUCUUUGUCCAGUUGUUUCUAUUCAGUCAUGCUCGGCUACCUAAAACUGUCAGCUUUGAACAGAGUUGUAAUGACAUGGUUGUAAAUUGCACCACAUUGUAUUUUGACCAAAGUACGUCACAGACAAUUCAUUAAAAUCUCAGGAAAUGUCAAAAACUAUUUAAAAAAACCCUAUGACGUCUCCUUUAAAACCGCUGGCACAUAGUCUUUCUGUUGCUUUCAGGAAAAUUGAAGCAAAUACUGUAUCUGUAUAGAUGAGUGACAUAAUCAUGACAGUAAUGAGGUGACAGGUCACCAGUUGUCCCUCACCAAUUGGACAGAGAGUACUUCAUAACAUCCGUUCAUCAUGGGUAUUGGUCUUUUCAUGGGAUUUGUUCACAGUAAGAAUAUUUCAUACAUCUCCAGUCUCAUCCUUGAAAGUAGCCGAUAGUCGAUGCUCCUCAGAAAUAUUUUAACUUGUGUUAACCACACGUGAGCUUGCUGUAAAAUAAAUAGGAAUCAGAAUGUUGUAAAGUGACAAGAAAACACUGAAUAUGCUGCACUAUAUGUUUGUGUCCGACACUAAUUUUGUUUUUUAUAGAUCUGCAGUAUCCUAUAUUAGAUAAAUGGUACGUCAUGAAGUAAAUAAUCAUUUUCUUCAAUCAAACUGAAUAUAUGCUAUAUCUGUUAUAGAGCUGAAGUUUCUUGGGUUUCUUUUUUUUUUUAAAGCAUAUUUUUACCACAAAAUACCAUCUCAAAGGGACCCCUUUCAUUGCAGAAUAUGAAUCUGUUCACAAAAACUAAUGAGGUGAAGGCAGCUAUGAAACUUUCACAUUUACACUGGAAAAAGUGAAAUUUCCCAAAAAGAAAAACAAUAAUGGAAUUCAGUAAAAGUGGUAAAAAAAAUGUAAUUUUCUUAUUUUUUUUAUUUUACACUGCGUUAUUUGUUCUGUCAAAUUGUUUUCCAGUUAUUUAUUUCAUAAGGAGUUAUUUACGUCAUUUUGAACACUUUGGAUCCUCAUAGUCAUUCACGCACUGCAAUUAUGUACAUAACUGGUAUACUACUGAUUCUCUAAUACAUUCGAACCCCUGUAAAGUAUAGUUUUCUGUCAGUUACAGGCUCAAAUAAAGGUAAAUAAAUUAGAUGUCAUCAAAGCAAGUCUUUUUCCACACAAGUCUGUGUCUGACGCUGAUCCAGUACAUGAACGUGUCUAUUCACUCUCAGCUGUUUUUUUUUUUAUCUUUAUUUUUUUACCAUGCAUUUCUCCCAGGCUGUGAGUUGCUGUAAGUGCUCUUUUGGUUGUAAGAGGCGUUUGCUGCUGUGCUUUUUGUCCGAGUGUCUCAGUAAUAGCCGUGCUGUCAUGUCUAAAGUGCCCGCAAUUCUUUGAAAAUGCCGGAGGGGCUGUAAAAAAGGCUUGGCUGAAAUCUCAUCAUCUUCACAUCAGCUGCUACCCUGUCCCAACAAAGCUGUUUUUAUUGUUAUCAUAAUAAUUGUUUUGUUACAAAGCAAAACCUUUAUGCAGAUGGAACGUUUUUUUGUGUCUCUGGUGAUCCUUUAUGUCGCAGGGAAGGAAAGUGGGAGUGGUUCUUUAUCAAAUUGAUAAUUCUCCUCUCUUUGAUCUGAUGUUAUUUAUUUCCGUUUCCUUUUUUGAGGAUUUAUCUGUAAAUUCAGAAAUAUUUUUCGUCUUUUUGUGAUUGCGUGGAAACGUUGUGAUCGGUGACAGGACUGAACAAAAGGCUGGAGACAAUCAGCACUAAGGGUUCCAAAGCUUUGUAAUGACAGACUGUAAAUGUGAUGA